Branchiostoma belcheri (Belcher's lancelet) is the source of this 8735-nucleotide messenger RNA. Its product is annotated as pre-mRNA-processing-splicing factor 8-like. Gene Ontology annotation, biological process: spliceosomal tri-snRNP complex assembly; mRNA splicing, via spliceosome. Gene Ontology annotation, molecular function: U6 snRNA binding; pre-mRNA intronic binding; U2 snRNA binding. The record is from RefSeq and is a predicted model, not a curated record. NCBI's taxonomy places the organism in Eukaryota, Metazoa, Chordata, Leptocardii, Amphioxiformes, Branchiostomatidae. Gene Ontology annotation, cellular component: catalytic step 2 spliceosome; U5 snRNP. The transcript is spliced from 43 exons. Bases 160 to 7230 code for a protein of 2356 amino acids.
CUCGCGAUAAAUCCCGAGACUGACGCAGGCCGAACGCAGCGGAGGCGGCCAUGUUUCUGUAGAACGGAGUUUCCAUGCCUCUUUUCAAGUCUCAAAACAGGCCAAAAACUGGUUCUAUACCAUAGUGAGUAGUUCCUGUAAACUGGUCUCCUGUCUACCAUGGCAGCGUACAGCUUCAUGCCUGGACAUGGAGUCCCCGACUUCAUGUCGGAGGAGAAACUACAGGAGAAAGCGCGGAAAUGGCAGCAGCUCCAGUCCAAGCGGUACGCGGAGAAGCGAAAGUUCGGCUUCGUGGACGCGCAGAAGGAGGAGAUGCCUCCGGAACACGUCCGCAAAAUCAUCCGGGACCACGGAGACAUGACCAACCGCAAGUUCCGACAUGACAAGAGAGUCUACCUCGGUGCUCUGAAGUACAUGCCCCACGCUGUACUGAAGUUGUUAGAGAACAUGCCCAUGCCGUGGGAACAGAUCCGAGACGUGAGCGUGAUUUACCACAUCACCGGCGCCAUCACGUUUGUGAACGAGAUUCCCUGGGUCAUCGAACCUGUCUACAUCGCACAGUGGGGCACCAUGUGGAUCAUGAUGCGCCGUGAAAAGCGAGACCGGCGGCACUUCAAGCGGAUGCGGUUCCCUCCGUUCGAUGACGAGGAGCCCCCGCUGGACUACGCAGACAACGUGCUGGACGUGGAGCCACUGGAGCCCAUACAGAUGGAGAUGGACUCGGAGGAGGACUCCGAGGUCCUCAGCUGGUUCUACGACCACAAACCGCUGUCCGACACCAAGUUUGUAAACGGCACGACGUACAAACUGUGGCGGCUGACCCUCCCCAUCAUGUCCACGCUGUACCGCCUGGCUAACCAGCUGCUGACAGACCUGGUGGAUGAGAACUAUUUCUACCUGUUCGACCUGAAGUCCUUCUUCACCUCCAAGGCCCUGAACCAGGCCAUACCGGGGGGACCCAAGUUUGAACCCCUCAUCAGGGACAGUAACCUGCAAGAUGAGGACUGGAACGAGUUUAACGACAUCAACAAGAUCAUCAUACGGCAGCCAAUCCGUACAGAGUACAAGAUUGCCUUCCCCUACCUGUACAACAACCUGCCCUACCAGGUUCACCUCUCAUGGUACCACAUCCCCAACGUGGUGUUUAUAAAGACAGAGGACCCUGAUCUGCCAGCGUUCUACUUCGACCCCCUCAUCAACCCCAUCGCUCACAGGCAUUCUGUCAAGUCCUGGGAGCCCCUGCCGGAUGAUGAUGAGGAGUUUGAGCUGCCGGAGUUUGUCCAGCCGUUCCUCCAGGACAGUCCGCUCUACACCGACAACACGGCCAACGGGAUCGCUCUACUCUGGGCCCCCAGACCCUUCCAUCUGCGGUCUGGCCGAACGCGCAGGGCGGUGGACAUCCCACUGGUCAAGUGCUGGUAUCGUGAGCACUGUCCAGCCGGCAUGCCUGUGAAGGUUCGAGUGUCGUACCAGAAACUGCUGAAGUAUUACGUACUCAACGCUCUCAAACACAAACCUCCCAAGGCACAGAAGAAACGGUACCUGUUCCGCUCCUUCAAGGCGACCAAGUUCUUCCAGUCGACGACGUUAGACUGGGUGGAGGCUGGACUGCAGGUGUGCAGACAGGGGUAUAACAUGCUGAACCUGCUCAUACACAGGAAGAACCUCAACUACCUGCAUCUGGACUACAACUUCAACCUCAAACCUGUCAAGACGCUGACUACCAAGGAGAGGAAGAAGUCGAGGUUUGGAAACGCGUUCCACCUGUGUCGUGAGAUUCUGCGUCUGACGAAGCUCAUCAUCGAUUCUCACGUGCAGUAUCGCCUGGGCAACGUCGACGCCUUCCAGUUGUCAGACGGUCUGCAGUACAUAUUUGCCCACGUUGGCCAGCUGACAGGAAUGUACAGGUACAAGUACAAGCUGAUGAGGCAGAUUCGCAUGUGUAAGGACCUCAAACAUCUCAUCUACUACAGGUUCAACACUGGACCAGUAGGGAAAGGUCCAGGCUGUGGGUUCUGGGCUCCAGGCUGGAGGGUGUGGAUAUUCUUCAUGCGAGGCAUCACUCCUCUACUCGAGCGCUGGCUGGGAAACCUGCUCUCCAGACAGUUCGAGGGACGACACUCCAAGGGCGUGGCCAAGACGGUUACUAAGCAACGCGUGGAGAGCCACUUUGACCUGGAGCUGAGGGCAUCGGUGAUGCAUGACAUCCUGGACAUGAUGCCUGAGGGGAUUAAACAGAACAAGGCCAGGACCAUCCUGCAGCACCUGAGCGAGGCAUGGAGGUGCUGGAAGGCUAACAUCCCAUGGAAGGUUCCCGGCCUGCCGACUCCGAUAGAGAACAUGAUCCUUCGGUAUGUGAAGAUGAAGGCCGACUGGUGGACAAACACAGCGCACUACAACAGGGAGCGAAUCAGGCGAGGUGCGACAGUUGACAAGACUGUCUGCAAGAAGAACCUGGGCCGGCUGACCAGGCUGUACCUGAAGGCAGAGCAGGAGAGACAGCACAACUACCUGAAGGAUGGCCCUUACAUCACAGCUGAGGAGGCGGUUGCCAUCUACACGACGACCGUCCAUUGGCUGGAGAGCCGGCGCUUCUCCCCCAUCCCGUUCCCGCCGCUCUCGUACAAACACGACACCAAGCUGCUCAUCCUCGCGCUCGAGAGGCUCAAGGAGGCCUACAGUGUGAAAAGCCGUCUGAACCAGUCCCAGCGCGAGGAGCUGGGUCUGAUCGAGCAGGCGUAUGACAACCCUCACGAGGCGCUCAGUCGGAUCAAACGUCACCUUCUGACUCAGAGGGCCUUCAAGGAGGUGGGGAUAGAGUUUAUGGAUCUGUACAGUCACCUCAUCCCGGUGUACGAUGUGGAGCCGCUGGAGAAGAUCACGGAUGCGUACCUGGACCAGUAUCUCUGGUACGAGGCCGACAAGCGACGCCUGUUCCCUCCCUGGAUCAAACCAGCCGACACAGAACCCCCGCCGCUACUGGUCUACAAGUGGUGCCAAGGGAUAAACAACCUUCAGGACGUGUGGGAGACAGGAGAAGGGGAGUGUAACGUGAUGAUGGAGUCACAGUUUGAGAAGAUGUAUGAGAAAAUCGAUCUGACGCUCCUGAACAGACUGCUGCGUCUGAUCGUGGACCACAACAUCGCCGACUACAUGACUGCCAAGAACAAUGUCGUCAUCAACUACAAGGACAUGAACCACACCAACUCGUACGGGAUAAUCCGUGGCCUCCAGUUCGCCUCCUUCAUUGUGCAGUACUAUGGACUGGUGAUGGACCUUCUGUUACUGGGUCUACAGCGUGCUAGCGAGAUGGCAGGACCUCCACAGAUGCCCAACGACUUCCUCACAUACCAGGACGUUGCCACGGAGACGUCCCACCCGGUGCGCCUGUUCUCGCGGUACAUCGACCGGAUCCACAUCUUUUUCCGCUUCAGCGCGGAGGAGGCUCGGGACCUGAUCCAGCGCUACCUGACGGAACACCCGGACCCAAACAACGAGAACAUCGUUGGGUACAACAACAAGAAGUGCUGGCCGAGGGACGCAAGGAUGAGGCUCAUGAAGCACGAUGUCAACCUCGGCCGUGCAGUGUUCUGGGAGAUGAAGAACCGCCUGCCCCGCUCGGUGACCACCAUCGUUUGGGAGAACAGCUUCGUGUCUGUGUACAGCAAGGACAACCCCAACCUGCUGUUUAACAUGUGCGGCUUCGAGUGCCGGAUCCUGCCCAAGUGCCGCACAACCUACGAGGAGUUCACGCAUCGCGAUGGUGUCUGGAACCUGCAGAACGAGGUAACUAAAGAGCGUACUGCGCAGUGUUUCCUGCGUGUGGACGAUGAGUCCAUGCAGCGGUUCCACAACCGUGUUCGCCAGAUCCUCAUGGCAUCCGGUUCCACCACCUUCACCAAGAUUGUCAACAAGUGGAACACCGCCCUCAUCGGACUCAUGACAUACUUCCGCGAGGCUGUGGUGAACACCCAGGAGCUCCUUGACCUGCUGGUCAAGUGUGAGAACAAGAUCCAAACCCGGAUCAAGAUCGGGCUCAACUCCAAGAUGCCCUCCCGCUUCCCGCCCGUGGUGUUUUACACGCCGAAAGAGCUAGGGGGCCUCGGGAUGCUGUCCAUGGGCCACGUACUGAUCCCACAGUCGGAUCUGCGAUGGUCUAAGCAGACCGACGUUGGCAUCACGCAUUUCAGAUCAGGCAUGAGCCACGACGAAGACCAACUCAUCCCUAACUUGUACAGGUACAUCCAGCCGUGGGAGAGUGAGUUCAUCGACUCUCAGCGCGUCUGGGCAGAGUACGCCCUCAAACGACAGGAGGCGAACGCGCAGAACCGUCGCCUGACCCUGGAGGACCUGGAAGACUCGUGGGACCGCGGGAUUCCCCGCAUCAACACACUCUUCCAGAAGGACAGACACACGCUGGCGUACGACAAGGGGUGGAGGGUCCGCACUGACUUCAAACAGUAUCAGGUGCUGAAGCAGAACCCGUUCUGGUGGACGCACCAGCGGCAUGAUGGGAAGCUGUGGAACCUGAACAACUACAGAACGGACAUGAUCCAGGCGCUCGGAGGCGUGGAGGGAAUCCUGGAACACACGCUCUUCAAGGGCACAUACUUCCCCACUUGGGAGGGUCUGUUCUGGGAGAAGGCGUCCGGCUUUGAGGAGUCGAUGAAGUACAAGAAGCUGACCAAUGCACAGAGAUCCGGUCUGAACCAGAUUCCCAACCGACGCUUCACCCUCUGGUGGUCUCCAACCAUCAACAGGGCAAACGUGUACGUGGGAUUCCAGGUGCAGCUGGAUCUGACCGGGAUCUUCAUGCAUGGCAAGAUCCCCACGCUGAAGAUCUCUCUGAUCCAGAUCUUCCGCGCUCACUUGUGGCAGAAAAUCCACGAGAGCGUGGUCAUGGAUCUGUGCCAGGUGUUUGACCAGGAGCUGGAUGCCCUGGAGAUUGAGACAGUUCAGAAGGAGACCAUCCAUCCCAGGAAGUCUUACAAGAUGAACAGCUCGUGUGCCGACAUCUUACUGUUCGCCGCCUACAAGUGGAACGUCUCCAAACCAUCGCUCCUCGCAGACUCCAAGGAUACGAUGGACAGCACGACAACACAGAAGUACUGGCUGGACGUGCAGCUGCGUUGGGGCGACUAUGAUUCCCACGACAUCGAGCGCUACGCCCGCGCCAAGUUCCUGGACUACACGACAGACAACAUGAGUAUCUACCCCUCACCCACCGGCCUCAUGAUCGCGAUAGACCUGGCUUAUAACCUACACAGUGCAUACGGGAACUGGUUCCCGGGUUGCAAGCCGCUGAUCCAGCAGGCCAUGGCGAAGAUCAUGAAGGCCAACCCUGCGCUGUACGUGCUCCGGGAGCGGAUACGCAAGGGCCUGCAGCUCUACUCCUCCGAGCCCACCGAGCCGUACCUGUCAUCCCAGAACUACGGAGAACUGUUCUCCAACCAGAUCAUCUGGUUUGUGGACGACACCAAUGUCUACAGGGUCACCAUACACAAGACGUUUGAGGGCAACUUGACGACAAAGCCCAUCAACGGAGCCAUCUUCAUCUUCAACCCCAGAACAGGACAGCUGUUCCUUAAGAUCAUCCACACCUCCGUCUGGGCAGGGCAGAAACGUCUCGGACAGCUGGCCAAGUGGAAAACUGCAGAAGAGGUGGCUGCCUUGAUCCGAUCCCUGCCGGUGGAGGAACAGCCCAAACAGAUCAUCGUCACCAGGAAGGGCAUGUUGGAUCCACUCGAGGUUCAUCUGCUUGACUUCCCCAACAUCGUCAUCAAGGGCAGCGAACUGCAGCUUCCAUUCCAGGCUUGCCUGAAGGUGGAGAAGUUUGGGGACCUGAUUCUGAAGGCCACCGAACCUCAGAUGGUUCUGUUCAACCUCUACGAUGACUGGCUAAAAACUAUCUCGUCUUACACGAAGUUUGGAGACCUGAUUCUGAAGGCCACCGAACCACAGAUGGUCUUAUUCAACCUCUACGACGACUGGCUCAAAACUAUCUCGUCUUACAUGGCCUUCUCUCGUCUCAUCCUGAUCCUGAGAGCUCUACACGUCAACAACGACCGGACCAAGGUGGUCCUGAAACCGGACAAGACAACAAUCACCGAGCCGCACCACAUCUGGCCAACACUCAGCGAUGAGGAGUGGAUCAAGGUGGAAGUUCAGCUGAAGGACCUGAUCCUGGCGGACUAUGGGAAGAAGAACAACGUGAACGUGGCGUCGCUGACGCAGUCCGAGAUCCGUGACAUCAUCCUCGGGAUGGAGAUCUCCGCGCCGUCGCAGCAGCGGCAGCAGAUCGCAGAGAUCGAGAAACAGACGAAGGAACAGUCGCAGCUCACGGCCACCACAACUAGAACGGUGAACAAACAUGGUGACGAGAUCAUCACCUCCACCCUCAGUAACUACGAGCGCGCGACGUUCUCCUCCAAGACGGAGUGGCGAGUCCGCGCGAUCUCGGCCACCAACCUGCACCUGCGCACAAACCACAUCUACGUGUCCUCAGACGACAUUAAGGAGACAGGAUACACCUACAUCCUACCCAAGAACAUCCUCAAGAAGUUCAUCGUCAUCUCGGACCUGAGAGCACAGAUCGCAGGUUACCUGUACGGAGUGAGCCCACCUGACAACCCCCAGGUGAAGGAGAUCAGGUGUAUAGUGAUGGUUCCACAGUGGGGAACACACCAGACUGUACACCUGCCUAACCAGCUGCCUCAGCAUGAGUACCUUAAGGAGAUGGAGCCACUGGGCUGGGUGCACACGCAGCCGAACGAGUCACCGCAGCUGUCUCCACAGGACGUCACCACCCACGCCAAAAUCAUGGCGGACAACCCGUCCUGGGACGGAGAGAAAACCAUCAUCAUCACGUGCAGUUUCACGCCCGGAUCCUGCUCCCUGACUGCCUACAAGCUGACGCCGAGCGGCUACGAGUGGGGUCGACAGAACACGGACAAGGGAAACAACCCGAAGGGCUACCUGCCUUCCCACUACGAGCGCGUACAGAUGCUGCUGUCUGAUCGCUUCCUCGGGUUCUUCAUGGUCCCCUCACAGGGAUCCUGGAACUACAACUUUAUGGGCGUGCGUCACGACCCCAACAUGCACUUCGAGCUCCAGCUUGCCAACCCGAAGGAGUUCUACCACGAGGUUCACCGACCUUCUCACUUCAUGAACUUCGCUUCCAUCGAGGAAGGCGAAGUCUUGGGCACAGACAGGGAGGACCUCUUCGCGUAAAACGGCUCCGACCCAGAGGUGUCGCCAAAAACGUCCCUGCCACGACAAAGGGUUUAAUCGAAGUCUUUUAACAAAUAUUUUUAACCAUACACACAAUACUGGUGAGACCCCCCAAAGUUUGCUACUCUGGGUAGCUUUCAAGACACACUCAUGUUUCUUCGUCAACCCUCUUGCGUAAAAUGGUCCCGUAACAAUGGCUCUGCCCUCUGCCAAAAAGGGUUGAAGUCUUUUGACAAAUGUUUUAAACCACACAUACCGGUACAACAAAAUGAGUUUUCAACUAUGGGGAGCUUUUGAAACACACCCUGUCUUUUCAUCAACCCAGUAAAGUCAGAUCCCGUCUUGGAGUUGUCUGAUUUUCUAAAGUGAAGCAGCUUUGUACAAAAUCAAUCUUUUUGACAGGAUAAAAUCUUAUCUUUUGGCAUAAAGACCAUCCAAAAAGUGGCUCCUCCGUUGAGGUAUAGCCUGUAAUGUUUCUGUCAUAAACAAAGGGAUGAAAAUCUAUAUUAACAUCCGAGUUCUUGAAAUGAAGCAGUUUUGCACUGAAAAAGCUCUUCAUGGAACAGAAAGUUAUCAGGGUGCUUUCGUGGGAAACUUCUUGGUGUAGCAUUAUCCUUGUGUUGUGGAAAGGACCUAAUAUCUUUUGCAGCGGUGUACAUGCUAAGAAAACACUCAAAGGUUUUGUGGUAAAAGAUUUCUUUGUGACACGUGUAUCUAGUAUAGAAUGGAGAAACGUGGUAGUUUACAUGUAAGUCAUAGGGAAGGUAAGUCCUGUACAGUCAUACAGAUGUGUGUGGGUUUUGUUUUUUUUCAAAGUAGUAUAAGAUCUCUAAAUUGUCCAAGAAGACUGGGAUAGUAGCUGUGACAUAGUGGCAGUGGUGUCAAAUUUAACAGUAUAUUAGCAGGUGUUAGUUCAUACUCUUGUAUUACGAUUUUGGGUGAAAUAUUCUCAAGAUCUGUUGAGUGCACUAUCACACAAAAAACGUCUUUGGAACCAGCAAAGAUAUUUGCAGGGGGGAGUGUUGUAGGCACUAAGAGAAUAAGUGCAAAGUGUAAAGGCAGUUUUCUAACUCCAAGUAGCUUCAGUAGUAGCAAAAUUAAGGAUACGGAAAAUACAUAAGUAAAAUGUUAAGAAAUCAUGGGAAGUUUUAAUGUACAGUUGAGUUAAACGGGGAGGUUUCUUAAAUACGAGAACUGAAAAACAGCAUUUUGUAACCGAUGCAUUCCAAUCUUAGAGUGUGUUAUAUCAAGUGUACCACAUAACAUGUUGGCUGACAUGUUGAAUAUAAUACUUGGCUUACUGCCUAAUACUUGUACUGUAGAUUAUUGUGACUCUUCAUAUUUGUCCUUACACUUAACACUAGUCUGUGGGUUUGAAAUUUCACGUCGGCAAUUCUGUGAUACCACAGUUAAGUUGCUUGAGUGACUAUUUCUUGUGUAUGAUCAUAAACACCUGAAGGCCUUCGGUAGGCCACCCCAUCUUAUUUCGGUCUUGGGAGAAAAAA